GCGAAAGGGACCGUUAUCCCUUCUUUCCCAAGGAGCCGGAGUCGCCGGGUGCCGGUGCGCGGCGCAGGAUGCCGCUGCCCGACACCAUGUUCUGCGCGCAGCAGAUCCACAUUCCCCCAGAGCUGCCCGACAUCCUGAAGCAGUUCACCAAGGCUGCCAUCCGCACCCAGCCCGCCGACGUGCUGCAGUGGUCCGCGGGGUAUUUUUCAGCUUUGUCAAGGGGAGAUCCACUUCCCGUGAAGGACCGAUUGGAAAUGCCCGUGGCGACCCAGAAAACGGACACGGGGCUGAGCCAGGGGCUCCUGAAGGUGUUGCACAAGCAGUGUAGCCAUAAGCAGUAUGUGGAGUUGAACGAUCUUGAGCAGAAAUGGAAAAACUUGUGCCUGCCAAUAGAAAAAUUCAAAGCCCUCUUACAACUGGAUCCUUGUGGAGGCUCGAUGGAGUGGAUAAAGUUUUUAGCCCUUGGAUGCAGCAUGCUCGGUGGGUCCCUGAACUCGGCCAUGAAGCACCUGUGUGAGAUUCUCACCUCAGAUCCCGAGGGCGGGCCAGCCCGCAUCCCCUUCGAGACUUUCUGCUACGUCUACGAGUACUUGGCCGGGCUGGACCCAGACAUCCCUCCCGCGGACACGGAAGCCUACCUUGCCACUCUGAAGGAAAAGGUAGAAUCUAGGAAGAAUGACCUGAUAGGAGUUUCAGAUUUCUUCUCUGCAAAGAGAAAUAUUUAAAAAACCUCAACAAGAAAACUCUGAAGAUGUAGACCAUUAAUACGGAGAACAUCAUGUUUUAAUGUCAAAAAUAGUGCUGUUGAAAGACCUUGACACCAAAUACAACUUGUCAUUAACCACA
Messenger RNA from Ochotona princeps (American pika), 846 nucleotides. RefSeq names its product rhophilin associated tail protein 1 like (gene ROPN1L). The coding region runs from base 69 to 725 and encodes 218 amino acids. The record is from RefSeq and is a predicted model, not a curated record. Lineage: Eukaryota; Metazoa; Chordata; Mammalia; Lagomorpha; Ochotonidae. The transcript is spliced from 6 exons.